Messenger RNA from Xiphias gladius (swordfish), 3266 nucleotides. RefSeq names its product proprotein convertase subtilisin/kexin type 5. The coding region runs from base 1 to 2805 and encodes 934 amino acids. The transcript has 15 exons. The record is from RefSeq and is a predicted model, not a curated record. NCBI's taxonomy places the organism in Eukaryota, Metazoa, Chordata, Actinopteri, Istiophoriformes, Xiphiidae.
AUGAGGUCCGUCGCCGCGUUCCUGAUCGGUCUCUGCUGUGUCGGAUUCAUCGCGUGUAAACCCUCGUCGCCCUGCCCGGGCGGACAGUUUAUGCUGAAGAACCAGUGUGUCCUCUGUCAUCCCACCUGCUCCGAGUGCGACGGGCAUGAGCUGUUUGAAUGCACUACCUGUGGAGUUGAUGAAGAUGGACAGGAACGUUUCCUGCACCAAGGUCGCUGUCGGACACACUGCCCCCGGGGACUCUAUCCUGACAGGGGUCACUAUGCCUGCCUGCCCUGCAUAGCCAAUUGUGAACUCUGCACAGAUGGCAACAUAUGUGCCAAGUGUCGGGAACACUACAAACUCCAGAAUGGGGUCUGCCAAAUGACGUCCUGUGACAUAGGGCAGGUGCAGGACCCCGAUACAGGAGAGUGCAUUGACUGUGAGACGGGCUGCAAAGCAUGUUCCACAGAAGACCCUGAGAUCUGCAACAGCUGUGUUGAAGGUUACUUUCUUUUCAGACACCAGUGUCGCAGGCAUUGCCCCCAGAGCACCUAUGAGGACUGGGGCAGAGGUGUGUGUCUGUCCUGCCCAGCACCAUGCACGGAUUGCAGGAGUAACACACGCUGUCUUGCCUGCCAGCCUGGUUACUUCCUCAAUGGAGGUGAGUGUAUUAAACAGUGUCCACAGCAAACCUUCAGUGACUCCAGUGGGUGGCGGUGCCAGCCUUGCCAUAGCUCGUGCCAGACGUGUCACGGACCUCGUUCAACAGACUGUGAGCUUUGUCUUGGUGGGAACCCUCCUCUACACGGACAGUGUCCCCUGGAUAACUGCCCAUUGGGACAGUACUUUGACGGGUAUUUCUUGGACCAGGAGAGUGCUUGUGUUACACAGUGUCCACCUGGCUCCUAUGCAAACUCUGCCACUCAGCUGUGUGAGGACUGCUCACCCAACUGUGACACCUGCGUGGACACCAGUGAUAACUGCAUCAGCUGUUCCAAAGGCAGCUAUAAACUAUUUCUCCACCAGGGGCGUUGUUGGUCGAAUUGCCCGGAGGGUUUCUUUGAGACAGCUGAGGGUUCAUGUGAAGCCUGUGACAUCUCCUGUCUGACAUGUGAUGGGAACAAGUCCCAGUGUCUGUCCUGUGCUGACGGCCACUACUUAGGGGGUGGUAUGUGUAGACUCAACUGUUCACUGCGGACAUACCCUGCAGAUGAUGGUACCUGCAGGCGCUGUCCUCCCCACUGUGACGUUUGCUCGGAUGACAGGACCUGUUUCAAAUGCAGUUUCCUCUACUUGAUGCUGAAUGGUGUGUGUAAAGCUAGCUGUCCCAUGGGCUAUUAUGAGGAUAUGGAGGAGGGCCGCUGUGGUCAGUGUCAUCCUACCUGUGCCAGCUGUUCAGGGCCAUUGGCAGAUGACUGUGAGACCUGCUCGACGUUUAGCCCCAAACUCUACAAAGGUGCAUGCUCCAAGGACUGCGUCACUGGUACCUACUAUGAAACUGAAGCUCUGGAAUGUCAAGAGUGCCACCAGACUUGUAUGAGCUGUUCCGGCCCAGACGCAAACCAGUGCACUCAGUGCGAGAAGGGACUCGUGUUGGAUCCAAACACAUUGUUGUGUGGCGUGACAGGUGACACAGACUGCCCACCGGGGACCUACUUACACGAUGACCAGUUCACCUGCGUGGGUUGCCACCGGCACUGUUACUCUUGUGAGGGGCCGGGCAACGAUGAAUGCCAGACAUGUGCCGUCCCCAAGUACCUUCACAAUGGCACCUGUGUGAGCGAGUGUCCAGCCAGUACAUACAACACAAGGCAGGAAGCUAACGGAAAGGAGCUGGGAUUCUGUUUGCCUUGUGACCACGUCUGUUCCACCUGCACUGGGGCAUCGCCUAGAGAUUGCCUCACAUGUUCUCCAGGAUACCUGCGCCUCCUUCAACUCUGUGUCACCCAUUGUCCCACAGGGUAUUACAAAGAGGGCUCCCGCUGUGAGAAAUGUGACCAGUCCUGUGAGCUGUGUACGGGACCGGGGCCUGAGUCCUGCAGGGCCUGUCCACGUCCUCUUCUGGAGCUUCAAGGCACCAAGCUGUGUGUUGAGCACUGCCCACGCCGCUUCUAUCAGCUCAGUGAAAUCUGCAAACAGUGCCACACCAGCUGUCAAACCUGCACAGAUGCCUCACCUCAGAGCUGCCUGACGUGUGACUGGGGCAGCACUCUUAAGGACAAAGUCUGCUAUCCACGCUGUGAGGAGGGGCGGUACUUUUCAGAAGAGGAAACCUGUGAGCCAUGUGACAGCUCAUGUAGGCAUUGUACCGGCCCCAGACCUGACCAGUGUCUGACUUGUCACCGUGAUUCCGCUCUUCAAGCUGUGGAGAACCGCUGUGCCCGCUGCUGUCAGCCUGGAGGAAAUGACAGUGAUUGCUGUGUUUGUGACAGCCGCUCAGCUCUGUGUUUGGAGGCCCCCCAACCCAAGUCAGGAGAUGACCAGGUAACAGACCUGAAUAUGUCGUCCAGAGCUCUGUAUCACACCUCAGCCGCCUUGCCUAUUUCACUGUUGGUGGCGCUGGGGUUGGCUCUGGCUGUAUUUGCCUCGGUCAAAGCUCAUGCCAGGAAAAGGUUUUGCUGGGGCCAAAGCUAUGAAAGACUGAGUGGCAGUGCCGGUAUCAACAUGCCCCACGGCGUGCCUGAGCCGGACAGUGGAGAUGAGGUGGAUGUGGUGUACACCAGUAGAGACGGAUCGGUCUAUCGACGCUACAGCUUCAUCCAUGAGCAGGACACUGAUGCAGGCCAGGAUGUGGAUGAGACCACUUGUCUCAGUCAAUCUUAAGAUACAUCCAAACCAGAGCCUACAGUAAGUGAGGAAUGUGUUGUGGAUUCUCACAAUGUCAAGACUGACAAAUGAAUUCAAAAAAGUUUAGUUAAUGUUUAGAAGAGAACAUAGUGGUAUGUUUCUUUUUGAGUUCUGGUGUUUAUUUUAUUCUACAAAGUGCCUGUAUCUUUAAAAUGCACAUUCUUAGAUGAGGCAUGUGUGACUGAAAAAAAGAAAUAAAUACAUAUAUUUGUGUAUAUGUAUGUAUAUGACUUUUUUUUUAACUUGAUAUUAAAGAAGUAUUUGUGAAACGGUGAAAUGAUCAUGUAUAAUAACUAGAAUCUGCAUGACUUGUUGUAAAUAGAAAUAUAAAUGAAAUAAAUUCUUCCUAAUGCCAUCAGUACAGCUUGAAAACUGGCUAUAUUCCUGUGUAAUGGCUAUUCUGAGAAUAUAUGACAGUGUCAUUUCACACCAGAGUA